AUGGAGGGCGAGGUCCUAGAAGAAGACACGCUGCUGUGGCAGCUCAGGGACAGUCGCCGCCGCUUCCAGAGCCGCAUGCAGGAGCUGAUAGAGAAGUACAACCAGCCCUUUGAGGACGCCCCGCUGGUGCAAAUGGCCACGCUGACCUACGAGACGCCCCAGGGAUUGAGAAUUUGGGGUGGAAGACUAAUAAAGAAAAGAAACAAAGGACAAAUCCAGGACUCCCGUGGGAAGCUGGCUGGCAGGAUGGAUGGCCCUGUGCAAGCUACAGCCCAAGGUCAUGAGCUGCCCCAGCGUCACACACAGGUCCUGAGAGCCGGUUCAAAAAGCAGUGGUGGUGACGCAACUUCAGACCAAGAAGAUCCAGUUGCUUGGAUCUUAACGCCUGCAGUGCCUCAGAGCCCUUUGAAAAAUGAGUUAAGAAGGAAAUACAUGACCCAAGUGGAUAUACUGCUACAAGAAACAGGGUGUCUUAAGUGUGAAGGUAACAGAGAUGGAAAGGACACACAUGUGACCCUGGUCUCUCCACUGGCCUCACCUGCCACGCCUGCCCCUGGAUCCUAUUGUAGUGUCUCUGGAAAGAGCACUGCUAACCCAGCAAAGCCAGCUUCCUCUCCCAGAGAGUGGGAUGCUUUGCAUCCUUGCUCAACGGACAUGGCCAUAGUACCUAGAAAUGACAGUCUCUCAUUAGGAGAGACCAGUAGUAAAAGCUUCUUAAGCAGCCAGUCCUUCGAGGCUGAUGACAUGUGCAACCUGACCAUCAGCGACUUGUAUGAGGGUAUGCUGCACUCAAUGAGUCGGCUGUUGAGUACGAAGCCAUCAAGCAUCAUUUCCACCAAAACAUGCAUCGUUCAAAACUGGAGCUCCAGGAGGAAGUACAAGUGUAAGAACAGAUUGAACAAAACAUAUUGCAAAGGAGGCAGACAGUCUCAGAGGAGUCCCAAGGAGAGAUUUCUACCCUGUUCUGAGCCUGCAAGAGAGAGAGCAGCAUUAAGAGAUUGGGAGAACUUAGUAGAUGUUUCUUACCAUAAGACAGGUUUAAAAUCGGGAAAAUCUUUUCUUGAAGUAAACAAACCCCAAAUCUGUAAAUUAGAUUCAAGUUGGAAGGAGCUUAAAGUGUUGCCCCAGAAGUGUUCUUCAACUUAUUUAUACUCCAGUGCAAUUCAUUACUUUGAUCAGGAAGAUAGAUUAAUAAAAUUAAAAUGGUUAAUUUCUCCUGUAAAAAUGGUUUCCAGACCAGGGGGUCAUGGAGCGAAUAGCUAUAAGGAGAUUGAUAUUAAAUUUAAUAAGCUUCAUCAGGAGUAUUGCUUGAGUCCCAGGAAACAACCUUGCCUAACUGGCCUCCAGGGCUCUCGGGCAGUGGACGUGUACAGAGGGGGUCGUACAAGCCCUGGUGGCCUGUGGGGCUUAGAAACCCACAGGCUGAGUUUACCUUUCAGUAAAGCAAAAGCAAGAAGGUUAAAUGAAGCUUUUGAAAACCUGGGCAAAAGACCUUUGGACGCAGAUGGAUGCCUGUCAAUGAGUGAUUCCAUUUCCCCACUUUUCAAGACCGACCCCACUCAGAGCCCAGGCCACUCUCAGCAGACUUCUGACCUUCUCAUUCACAGAAGCAGUUCUGGGCUACUUAGAAAGUCACUGUCACCCAGCAAGGCUAUUUCCUUACCGAGGAUAGAACCUCUAGGCUAUGGAAGGAAUCGUUAUGAUGAAAUUAAAGAAAAAUUUGACAAGCUUCAUCAAGAGUAUUGCCAAAAAUCGCCUCAGCAGAUGAAGACACCUUUACGUGUUAAAGUGUCCCCAAAUAAAGCAAGAGUGGAAGUUCUGUAUGAAACAGAAGACUUGGUAACAAAGUUAAAUCCAGACUCUCACUUCCGUGGCUUCCAAAAGCUUUCAUCAUCACCCCCGUGGCACAUACGAAGUCCCCUGGGCUCACCUGCAGCUGGGGUUCAUCCGUACACGUGUGUGACUCUCACUGCCAGGAAGGACCAUCAGCUCCCAGCAAAAAGGCGCAGGUUAUCAGACCCCCAGGUGUGUGGACACUGGGCCGAUUCCUGGGAUUCCUCAGAUGAAGUGGACGAAGCUGUCCCCAGACCAGGAGAGCAACUCAGCUCUGCACAGCCCAACUGGGAGGAGAAGAGAAAGAACACAUUUUCCUGGAUGGAAGAGAAGAGUGAUUUUGUGUUAGGAAAAUUCAAAGCUAAAAAUGUGUAGCCAGGAUAUUUUGGAGCGUUGUCCCUCUUCCCCCUUGCUGUCUGUUUUUUGCUGUUGUUUUUUCAGUUCUCAAGAAAAUGUGAGAAUUUGGUUGACUUAUCUGCCCCUAAAGCAAACUUUAGUGAAAUUGGCUCCAUCAGAGAUGACUCUGAGUUCCUGUGUAUGGAAAUCAUGUGAAUCAAGUUGCUCAAUUAAAAUUCAUAAUGUUA
Messenger RNA from Galeopterus variegatus (Sunda flying lemur), 2417 nucleotides. RefSeq names its product Holliday junction recognition protein (gene HJURP). The record is from RefSeq and is a predicted model, not a curated record. Gene Ontology annotation, cellular component: nucleus; chromosome, centromeric region. Gene Ontology annotation, biological process: CENP-A containing chromatin assembly. Gene Ontology annotation, molecular function: histone binding. The transcript has 9 exons. Bases 1 to 2208 code for a protein of 735 amino acids. NCBI's taxonomy places the organism in Eukaryota, Metazoa, Chordata, Mammalia, Dermoptera, Cynocephalidae.